Messenger RNA from Bactrocera latifrons, 1081 nucleotides. Its product is annotated as protein rolling stone. The coding region runs from base 99 to 896 and encodes 265 amino acids. Lineage: Eukaryota; Metazoa; Arthropoda; Insecta; Diptera; Tephritidae. The transcript is spliced from 5 exons. Gene Ontology annotation, cellular component: membrane. The record is from RefSeq and is a predicted model, not a curated record.
UGAUUUGGUUGUUGCUCGAGCGCGUAUUUACUGUGACAAAAGUGAAGUGAAGUAGUUUUGUAGUAAMAUUCUUCUUUUAUCUAUAAAAUCUAAAUCAGAUGCGUGAGACUUCGGGAAUCUGUCAKCAGCUGUGCCAUCCGCUGGCAAAAGAGUUUCAACGAGAAAAAUUSUCGCUGACAUAUGAACCUUCAGAAGUUUUCUUCAAAUCUCAGUGGCAAAGCCAACCGAAGUCGAUUAUAUGGCUAAUCUAUCGUUGGCUCUUAGCCGCCACGUUUUCUGUCGGAGUGUUAGGCAGCUUGAUCCAYGCAUUUGCAGAGGGAAAAUGGUUUAUCUAUCUCACCGAUUGGGGGUUCCUUCUCUGUAUGUACACAAGCGUCUUUGGCGCUAUUUUGGUAACGAUCUUUUAUUGCAGUAAAGAUAAUGCUUUUGUACCACAAUGGGCGAUAAAAUUAUAUUGGGCUUCUUAUUGGACCACAUUGUCGCUGGCUACGCUUAUAACGUUCAUAUAUUGGAUAUUCAUUUUUCCAACUGUCAGUCAAAGCGGUUGGGAAGUAUAUAAUCUSUGGGCGCACGGCUUCAAUUCGAUACUGAUGAUAAUGGAUCAUAUGCUGGUGGCUUUCCCAGUGCGCCUAUUACACUUUGUCUAUCCACUAGGCUUGGGUGUAGUAUAUGGAAUGUUUACUCUUAUUUAUUAUUGGGCAGGAGGCGUCGAUCCCUUCGGAAACCGUUUCAUCUACGAGAUACUCGAUUGGUCAAAUGCCGGCGGCGCAAUAUUAACCAUWCUUGGUUGCGUAUUCGUAACCUUAGUAUUCUGCUUCAUACACUUUGGCCUUUAUAAACUGCGAACAUUUAUUUAUAAAAAGCGACAAAGCUCCAAAUUGACAUUGAGUGCUUAAUACUGAAUAAGAUUGCUACAAAAAGAAUUUUGGGGGAGACAUUACUUAAAUAUGUAUAUGUACGUAGAUAUAAGUAUAUUAGUCAAAGCAUGAAAGUGCUGUACCACAAAUUGUUGUCAUAUAURCAUACAUAUGUACAUGUAUAAAUUUUUAUAUUUAAAUUAUAAAAAGUAGUUUAUGUUUAA